AUGUUGCCUCCUCUCCCUCUGUACACACACACCCAUACAUACACCCAGCUUGCAUUCAAUCGCCUCCCCAUAAUCAUUCAAUCCGCCACCAUGGACUUUGCAAAGCUCAUGUCCGCUCACAUCAAAAAGGGCAAGGAAUCGGCUCCACCACCCUCUGGCGACAAAAAAUACCUCAAGCGCAGCGAACUCGAAGCCCAACGACAAGCUGCCUACCGCGCAGAGCAGGAAGCCGCCGAGAGAUCCAGAGAGGAACGGUUGUCAAAAAAGCGGAAAGCGGAGGAAGAGGAAGCAGCCAAAGAGGAAGAGCGACGGGAGAAGCGCCAGCGAUUGGCAGAAGAGACAAGACGGCGAAGGGAAGAAGAGGAAGAAGCAGAAGAGAGGCGGCGUCGGAAACGUCUAGGGCUCCCAGAUUUGCCUCCAAAACUCAAGGACGGCGACAGCGAUGGUACGCCGGUGCCCGAGGACGAGGACAUGGCUGAAGAGGAGCUUUUCACAAAGCUACGAGCGCUCAAUGAGCCCGCAAUCCUGUUCGGCGAGUCACACAGGCAGCGUCUGAAGCGGUACAAGAAACGCAUUGGAGCCGACAAUCUCAAGGCUAUGAUGACGGAUGGGCCCAUACCCACUACGCUGCAGCUCGUACCCGAGAAAGACAUGAAGGUGGAUGCAAAAGUGCCCAAGGACAAGGAGGGUCGGGAGUUUCUCUUCCGGCAACUGGCGAGCUAUUUCACCAUGGUGCUCAAAGAAUGGGGUAUCACACUCGCCCGCCGCGACCCCGAAGUCAAGGCGUCGUAUCAGGGCAAGCAAGCGCACGCUGCUAUGCUACAGGCCCUUGACAACAUGCGCCCGCUGUUCAAGAAGCUCGAGAAGUUUGACCUCGCUGAUAGUGUUCUGGAGCCUGUGGUGGAGAUUGUGCAUGCGGCUCAGGAACGUCGAUAUGUACACGCCAAUGACGGGUACCUGAAGUUGAGUAUUGGCAAGGCGGCAUGGCCGAUCGGUGUCACCAUGGUGGGUAUUCACGAGAGAAGUGCGCGAGAGAAACUACACGAGAGCGAGGGAGCAGCACACAUUAUGAGCGACGAAAGUACAAGGAAGUGGCUGCAGAGCAUCAAAAGAUGCUUGAGUUUUGCCCAGACGAGAUGGCCGCCGACAGAUCAGCUCCAGUUGAUGGGUUGA
This is a messenger RNA of Periconia digitata, 1173 nucleotides long. The record is from the annotation of a GenBank genome assembly. NCBI's taxonomy places the organism in Eukaryota, Fungi, Ascomycota, Dothideomycetes, Pleosporales, Periconiaceae.